AUGACGGCUUCGGAAAUUGAUGGCCAGUUCAUCAAAGACGGUUUUUCGAGCGGCUUCCCUGCAAGUGUCACACUGGCAUGGCAGCUCACCUCGUUGGCUCAGGCUCCCAGUUCGGAUCAACCUUUCCUCUCUUCCUCUCCCACCAACACACCCCAUUUCAAGAACAGCACAAUGCACCCCUUCAUUGUCAAUAUGGUAUCAAAAUUUAGUGAGGCUGAGAAGUCUUUCAUUUUGGACAUCCUCCGGGAUCUUGUGGCUAUUCCUGUCGCAGCCCUGGCUACCAAGGAAGGUGUUGAAGCUUUAGCCGAUGCUAUUGUGACAGCGUUCUUGGACACUUGGCUUGCCCAUUUGACCGAGUCCAAACCUACCAAGUGUUCCAAGUCCUGGUGGACAGAUGAGUGCUUGGAGACAUUUGGAGUGUACCAGCUGAGCCACUUGCUAGCUGAUUGCAACAAAUUCAAGAAGGCAUGCAAGGACGCCAAAUGUGACUUCUUUGAUGAAUGCAUCACAGAGAUCGCCACCUCUCGCAAGCAUCCAUGGGACCUAAUGGAAUGGGUCAAACAGCGCAAGCUACCACCCUGUGAGGCUAUUCGUGAUGGUGGCCAGCCUUGUCAUGAUAUGGACGACCUCUGGGACACCCUUCACAGCAUGUACAACUCGGCCUCGGGUCGCAAGUACGACACUUCUGUUUUAGAUGAGCUUCCUGAUGAGCUAGUCCAUGAGUGGGCUGACUUUUCGGAGCAUGAGUUGUGGGGUGCCCUUAAGCGGUGCUCUAAUUCCUCUGCACCAGGACCAGACCAUGUUACAUGGGUCCACCUAAAGGAGUUGCUCAAGGAUAAACACGUCCUUGUGCUCUUCAUCAUGUUGGCCAAUGCUUGCCUUCAGGUAGGCUACUGGCUGCAUAUAUUCAAGGAGUCGCUAUUGGUUAUCGUUCUGAAACCAAACAAGCCCUCCUAUGCAGUGCUGAAGGCUUUCAGGCCCAUCGUACUCCUCAUCACUUUCAUGGUGCUCGAUGGCAGCCCGCUCGCUAUCUACAAACAUGUACGCUACGCGGCCUGGGUACUAGGUAAACUACUAAAAGACGUCCGCCCCCCCAACCACGAGCCUUGUGGCUCAAACACCUAA
Messenger RNA from Cyclocybe aegerita, 1125 nucleotides. NCBI's taxonomy places the organism in Eukaryota, Fungi, Basidiomycota, Agaricomycetes, Agaricales, Hemipholiotaceae. The record is from the annotation of a GenBank genome assembly.